UAGGUGUUUAGGUAAUCCAUUAGAAGGCUUUUUGGAACAAUAUAUUAAGCCUUCAAUUCCAUAUUUUCCGGUCAUCAUCUUCACCGUGUCGCCGCCGCCGUCGACAACCGUCAGAAAAUCCCAUCGAUGCUGGAAGCCGUCCGUGACCAGCCGAUCGCAACCGCGAGUUACUACCCGCAAUCGCGCCCAGCCAGUCGCCAUCCCAGUUCCCAGCAGCGACGCCCAGGACCACCGCACGAAGGCCCGACGGUUGUAC
Striga hermonthica is the source of this 256-nucleotide messenger RNA. The record is from the annotation of a GenBank genome assembly. NCBI's taxonomy places the organism in Eukaryota, Viridiplantae, Streptophyta, Magnoliopsida, Lamiales, Orobanchaceae.